AUGUCCCCCAUUGACGUAUGUGCUUCUGAAGUGUCUAGCGCUGCUGGCACUAUGCGGGAACUCACGAGCUGUAAGGCAGCACCAGAUCUGAGGUCCUCCUCGAAAGAGCAACUAUAUUGCACCAACACAGAAUUGGCACCAGUUCCUCCCUUGGAUCAGCCUCUACCUAGAAGGACUUCUCCAAUGACAUCCAGAAACUCAUGGUAUCGUCAUUCGGUCAUCUUCGAUGGACCCUCCUCUCAGUUUCAAUGGGAACAUCCCAUAGUAAGGAAGGCAACGAGAUCUAGAUCUAUGAUCUCAAUGUACGAUUCCACAGAGCAAGAACUGAGCAUCAGUCCCCCAAUCGACCUGGAGUUCACUCUGGCUGACGAAAAUGUAAAUUGUCAACCCACCAACGUUGCUCGUCCUGAACGACUCUCGUCGGUAGGGCAUAACGUGACAUCCUCAAAUUCAAAUCCAAGGAAUUCACCUACUAAGUUCCUCUACAUGCCUGCUCUACGAGACACAACUCCAAAACUAUACACCUUAAAUGGAAUAAUCUUUUUCGAAACGUCCACAAAUCACAAACCUGACUUUAUGGAAACCCUCUCCCUUCAAAACUCAAACAAUGCAUCUCCAACUUCUCCUCUCAAUAUGCCGUCUCCUCAGAACAAUAACAUAGCCGCCUCCCUGGUUGACCCAGAACUGAUCUCCGUGUCUGCGAAAACAGUCUUCUCAUCACAGACUACUCUCAAUACAAACUGCAGAACUUCCCUUUACUUUGUCUGA
This is a messenger RNA of Pichia kudriavzevii, 768 nucleotides long. RefSeq lists its product as uncharacterized. The transcript has a single exon. The record is from RefSeq and is a predicted model, not a curated record. Bases 1 to 768 code for a protein of 255 amino acids. NCBI's taxonomy places the organism in Eukaryota, Fungi, Ascomycota, Pichiomycetes, Pichiales, Pichiaceae.